AUGAUUGGCAAAGCCAAGAUCAAGGCAAGAGAUUUGCGGGGUAAAAAGAAGGAGGAACUGCUCAAGCAGCUAGAUGACCUGAAAAAUGAGCUGUCACAGCUACGUGUGGCCAAAGUAACUGGGGGAGCUGCCUCUAAGCUGUCGAAGAUCCGUGUUGUUCGCAAAUCUAUCGCCAGAGUCUUGACAGUAAUCAACCAGACUCAGAAGGAGAAUUUGAGGAAAUUCUACAAGGGGAAGAAAUACAAGCCUUUGGAUCUGAGACCCAAGAAGACCAGAGCGCUUCGUCGCCGCCUCAACAAACAUGAAGAGAGUCUGCGCACAAGGAAACAGCAGAAGAAAGAUCUCCUCUACUCGAUCCGCAAAUUUGCUGUCAAAGCUUAG
Messenger RNA from Nerophis lumbriciformis (worm pipefish), 381 nucleotides. The record is from RefSeq and is a predicted model, not a curated record. Lineage: Eukaryota; Metazoa; Chordata; Actinopteri; Syngnathiformes; Syngnathidae.